This is a messenger RNA of Drosophila busckii, 1667 nucleotides long. Its product is annotated as activating signal cointegrator 1. Gene Ontology annotation, cellular component: nucleus. Gene Ontology annotation, biological process: positive regulation of DNA-templated transcription. NCBI's taxonomy places the organism in Eukaryota, Metazoa, Arthropoda, Insecta, Diptera, Drosophilidae. Gene Ontology annotation, molecular function: transcription coactivator activity; zinc ion binding. The record is from RefSeq and is a predicted model, not a curated record. The transcript has 5 exons. The coding region runs from base 94 to 1605 and encodes 503 amino acids.
CGAUUGUUAUCGAUAAUUUAUCGUAACACACUGUCGGCCAUUAAACUAACAGAAACAAGUGAAUAAUAUUCUUUGGAACUUCACAACAAAAACAUGGAAAAAUGGUUGAGCGAAGCACUAUCCAGCUGCCUGGAUUGCGUGGUAACACCAGAAAUGAUGUCCGCUAUAUUGGCAAUAAAGGAUGACCAUGAUUUUGAUAAUUAUUUUGGGAACUUAUUGAGUGAGGAUAAUGAGGAGCAUCGCAUAUUUCUGCUCAACUGUCGUCGCAUGCUGUUGAGCGGCAAACAGCCACGAAGCAAAGGAAAACUCACUGGCAGCUCACCGCCAACGCAGCGCAGCGCGGCGCCGGUCGGAGGAGCUACCAAAAAGUCAGGAAAAUAUGUUAACAUUUACUCUAACGAUGGCAAACUGCUGGGCGACACAAUGCUGCUUAAGGGACGUCGGAAAUGUGAUUGCCAGGCAGCGGAGCAUAAGCUUAUUAAUAAUUGUAUGGGCUGCGGUCGCAUAGUAUGCGAGCAGGAAGGCAGUGGCGCAUGUGUCUGCUGUGGCAAGCUUGUAUAUACGAACGAGGAAGAGCAGCUAAUGAGCAAAGCACAGCGUAGUGCCAACAGCAAGACGCAAGGUAAACUAACAAAAAAACAGCAGCAACAACAACAGAUGGAAAAAUCACAAAAUGAUGCAUUGGCUCAGCGUGAUCGCCUUCUGGAGUAUGAUCGCAACAGCGAAAAGCGUACCACAGUCAUAGAUGAUGAACUGGAUUACUUUCAGGAAAAUUCGGUUUGGUUAUCAGAUGCUGAACGAGAGAAAUUUGAGCAGUUAAAGAGCGAACUUUAUGAACUAAAGCACGGAAGUCGCACUAAACGCAAGAUUAAGGUGGACUUUGCCGGACGUGAGCUACCUGAAGAGCACCCCGUCACCAAGGAGUAUGAACAACAACUGCAGCGUCAACUGGCCGCUAUCACAAAAUCUGCUGGCAUUGGCAGCUCGAUCACUGGACAUUCUGCCAUGAGAUUGCCAGGCAAUUUAGAUGUGGCCAAGCCACCUGUAUUUAAAGCAACCAAGGAUCUGAAAUCAAAGACUGCAGCACCAAACGACGAUGGCCUGGAACGUGUUUAUAAUCGUGUUCAGGACAAAGAGCUAUUAGAAAUGCAGGAUAUGCGGCAGUGCCUGUCCAUGCAUCAGCCUUGGGCCUCAAUGCUAGUGGCAGGCAUUAAAAAGCAUGAGGGUCGCGUCUGGUAUAGCGAACAUCGCGGACGCCUUUGGAUUGCCUCCACCACUAAAGAACCGCGUGCCGAGGACAUUUCUCAACUUGAAGAGUUCUACCGUGUGCUUUAUAACGAUAAAAACCUAAAGUUUCCCACAUCCUAUCCCACCAGCAGUUUGCUGGGCUGCGUGCAUGUGAACAACUGUCUUCCGCAGGAGGAAUACCGUGAACUCUAUCCCAACGGCGAGUCCGAUAGUCCCUAUGUGUUUGUCUGCUCCAAGCCGGAGCAGCUGCCGUUGCUGUUGCCUGUACAUGGCGAACACAAGAUUUAUGAGCUACCUUUGAAGACACACAAUGCUGCCUGCAAGACGUUAAUGCGUUCCAGAGCCAACAAAGGCUAAGCCUUUGGGCAUUUAAAAUGUUUGUUAAAAAUCAAUUUAGCUAGCAAUUCCAUUACCUGUAA